Messenger RNA from Solanum tuberosum (potato), 1020 nucleotides. RefSeq names its product F-box/kelch-repeat protein At3g06240-like. Gene Ontology annotation, molecular function: protein binding. Lineage: Eukaryota; Viridiplantae; Streptophyta; Magnoliopsida; Solanales; Solanaceae. The record is from RefSeq and is a predicted model, not a curated record. The transcript has a single exon. Bases 1 to 1020 code for a protein of 339 amino acids.
AUGGAUGUUGAUGUGGAUAUCGAAGUCCUCAACAGGCUACCUGUGCGGUCACUUCUACGAUUCAAAUGUGUUUCAAAGUUAUGGAUGACGUUGAUUUCCGACCCUAACUUUAAGAUGAAGCAUCUCAAUCAUGCCAAGAAUGACGAAAAUUCCCAAAAAAUCCUUGUUAACCAACAGUACCCUUAUAUUGAGGAAUUUUCCUUGUAUUGUUCUUCUUUAUCGUCAGUUCAACAGGUUGAGCAUCCACACAAAUUUGAUUGUCCUUCUAACAUUAAAUCAUGGCAUCACACAUUAUAUUGUUGUUACCAUGGCUUGGCUCUUAUAGGGUUUUAUAACUAUAAACUAGACUUCCUACCUUUGCUAUGGAACCCUUCCACAAGAGAAUCAAUAGUCCUCCCCCCUCCGAAAAUUCUUCCAAAUGACUAUUGUACGUGGGGAUUGGGAUAUGACUCAGCUAGUGAUGACUAUAUGAUCCUUAAGAUUGAUGAAAAAUCACGUAGUGAAAGUCUCGCGUUGAAAAGUGGUUCCUGGAGAUUAAUGGAUAAACAUCCUAUUUGUGACGUUCACCCUAUGCUUACGUCUACCGACUCUUUGGUAUUUGUCCACGGAGCAUUUCAUUGGCUUAUUAAUUCCUUAAGGAAAUAUUAUGUGGUGUCAUUUGGUAUUUCAGACGAGGUGUAUAGAGAGAUACCCUUGCCAGAGCAAAUAUACUUGAAAAAGUUUCGGGAACCGGGUGUUUCAGUAUUGGGAGGAAUGCUUUGUGCUUAUUCUCAUUACGUAUCUCGUAUAGAGGAUGUUUUUAUGUUUUGGGUAAUGAAAGACUAUGUCAGUGAGUCUUGGACUGAAUUGUAUACUAUACAAGGUACCGAUCUUAAAUCAGCCAUACCAAAAUAUAUGUUUUCAGAUGGAGAAGUGCUACUGUGUUGCAGACAUUUGCGUCGUUGUUAUUAUGAAUUUAGGCCAUCUAAAGGACCGUUUGGAGUAUGGCCUCAAUCUAAUGUCAUUCUGAAAGGAGUUUAA